AUGGCCCUCAACGAAAUCGACCGCGAUGAGGCGGUGCCCGGCACGGUCCGGCUCGUCGACGUCAGCGGCGGAUCUUCCGAUGCUCACGACAAUUCUCAGGCCGACAUUGUCCCGGUGCCUCGACCAAGUGCCGACCCAAACGACCCGUUGAACUGGAGCCAUGCCCGCAAGCUCCGGACAGUCAAUAUGGCUUACCUCUACAUCCUCGGAACCGGCAUCGCAACCUCUCUACAGUACUCGGUGCUGGCCGACAUCACGGCUGACACGGGCAUAUCAACGGCGGACCUAGUCCAGGGUACCGGUCUCAUGUUUCUCUUCUUCGGUUGGGCGUGCUUGAUAUGGCAGCCGAUUGCUCUGACCUACGGCCGCCGCGGUGUUUACCUAGUUACUAUGCUUCUCACCGUCGCCAUGAUGGAGUGGACUGCUAGGUCGAGUUCGGCCAGUGAAUGGAUGGCCCACCGUAUCCUCAUCGGCGUCAUCGUCUCCCCCAUCGAAUCCUUGUGCGAGGUCACCGUCUUCGAUCUCUUCUUCGCCCACAACCGUGGAACCUACAUGGGACUCUACGUCUUCACCCUGUUCGGAUCCAACUUCCUGGCCCCUCUUGUAGCCGGUUGGUUCAACGACGCAUACGGCUGGCGGUGGACAAUGCACCUGGGCAGCAUCGUGUGCGGCGUUUGCUUUAUCAUAAUGUUCCUCUUCAUGGAGGAGACCAUAUACUUCCGCACCGACGAGGUAGCCAGCGAGCAGAGCUCCAUCUCUGACAUGAAGAAGGAGGGCACCACCACCACCACCGAGGUACCCGAGAGCCAGAUCGAGUACCCCAACAUCAACGCCGGCUGGCACAAGUACACAUUUUUCAAGGCCCUGCCCGGCCGCCCCACCAACGGUGACAUGCUGCGCAUGGCCUACCGCCCCAUCAUCAUGAUCUUCAGGCUCCCCACCGUGGCCUGGUCCGGUUUCCUCUACGGUAUCAACCUGUCCUGGUACAACGUGCUCAACGGCACCGCCAGCCCCGUCCUCACCGCAAACCCCUACAACUUCUCCGCCGCGCUCGUCGGCUGCGUCUACGCCGGACCCAUCAUCGGUGCCGCCUGCGCCUCGCUCUGGUCCGGCAACGCGGCCGACUGGCUUGCUCUGCGUCUUGCGCGCCGCAACAACGGCAUCCGCGAGCCCGAGCACCGCCUGUGGGUUCUCCUGCUCGCCGGCGUCAUGUCCUCGGCCGGCCUCAUCACCUGGGGCGUGGGAGCCUACUACAACGUGCACUGGAUCGGGCUCGUCUUUGGCCUCGGCAUGCUCACCUUUGGCGUGGUGACGGGCGGCUCCAUCGCCGUGAGCUACAACGUCGACUGCUUCAAGGAGAUCGCCGGAGAGACGACCGUGUCGGUCAUGCUGAUCAGGAACACCAUCGGGUUCGGCAUCAGCUAUGGAAUCACCCCUUGGUGGACCACCCAGGGUCUGCAGAACUGCUUCAUCACCGCCGCCAUGAUUUCCCUUGCUUGCACGUUUACUUUUUUCAUCAUGAUCAAGUACGGCAAGCGGAUACGUCGCUGGUCCAUUCCUGCUUACAAGCAAUUCAUGGCCACUACCGUAGUUGCACAGGAGUAA
Molecule: messenger RNA, 1605 nt
Organism: Pyricularia grisea
Lineage: Eukaryota; Fungi; Ascomycota; Sordariomycetes; Magnaporthales; Pyriculariaceae
Exons: 1
Coding region: 1-1605 (534 amino acids)
Biological process (GO): transmembrane transport
Molecular function (GO): transmembrane transporter activity
Source: RefSeq, a predicted model, not a curated record